This is a messenger RNA of Fraxinus pennsylvanica, 414 nucleotides long. The record is from the annotation of a GenBank genome assembly. NCBI's taxonomy places the organism in Eukaryota, Viridiplantae, Streptophyta, Magnoliopsida, Lamiales, Oleaceae.
AUGGCAGAGGAGACCCAUCUGAUUGAUGAACUGUCGGUGAAGAGGCCGCAGGAGGAGGAGGCGGAAGAGAACGGUGGUAUUUCUGUUAAGAUGGAAAAGAGUAACAGGGUGGCGGCGGAGGUGGCACUGGCUGAGUGUAUUUCCACUAUUAUCCCUGGCUGGUUCUCUGAAAUUAGCCCAAUGUGGCCUGGCAAGUUCGCAACUCUUUUUACGAUGGCACCCGAAGUUUUGCAUAGAUCAUAUGGAACAGAAGCUGACAUGUGGAGUACUAUUGGUGUUAUUGCUUAUACUCUUCUUUGUGGAAGCAGACCCUUUUGGUCUCGGACAGAAAAGCAGCGGCUGAAGAAAUGGCCAUUAGGUGCCGUGAAUUUUGCUGGUUAUGAGCUCGCGAAGAAGGCCAUGGACAAAAAUUAG